AAGCAAAUCGAAACAGCUUCGCUUCACCCGGUCUGAGGCGGGUUACUCGUGAUCCAGCCAGUGACUAGUGAAGGUGUGUCCUUUUCCGUGCUCUUCGUUCCAACGCAAUAGUGAAAAAAUGAAACUCUUUGUAGUAGGAGUUAUCCUAACCACAGUUAGCUUCCAAGCAAUCAAUGCCCUGAACUGCAUGCAAGGCAUCGAGAUCAGAAAAGGUGAAAACAAUGAGAUGCAAAAAAGCGAUAAACCACUGGAAAUCACGGAGUGUGGUGUUACCAGUGCUGUGGCAUCAACGGCGUUGCUGUUCACUGUCAAGCCGAGCUCUAUGAGCAUUCCCUCCGGAGACUACAAAUGCUACCACCUGAAGUACGAGGAAAAAAACAGUGACACCUCGACAAUCAUCAAGGGUUGUAUCUACAAUUCCCUGAACGUCUGUGAUGGCAAGUUCUCGUCGAGCAACACCAAAGAAUCCUUCUGCAGCCAGUGUGAUAUGGAUGGUUGCAACACGGGCGGACGAUUCGCCUUCGAUUUUAAACUUCUAGGUCUAACCCUGUCCGCACUGAUGGCGUAUUUGCUGAAGUAAAAGGAUGCUGCGCGUUCUGUACGUGUUCUAACUUAUUUCAUCAUUACCUCAUCGAAUACGCUUCAGUGUAUGUGUGCGUUUUAAUUUGCCUUUUUUUUCACUGAUCAGAAGUGGAUGAUUCUAUUUGCAAGACUCUCAUCCCAACCGUAACGAUAUACGCUCCUUCUAGAGAAGCUGAAGCUUUAAUAGUAGUAAGUGAGAGUGAAACAAGUGCUUUACCCAGACAAAACUAUCUCGCAAAACACAAACGGUGGAGAGGAGAUGAAUAACAAAAAUCGAUAGGCGCCGCUCGAAAACACAUUUUCAAGGCCCUUUCCUUCGAACGUCGGCGCCAGACAUGAUUCAUCCCUCCUCCCGAAGCAACUCAGGAGCAGCGAUAUACAUAAGCAAAAUGAAAUGAUUUACUACUAAAUCACAUAUAACUCACCAAGCCAAAGAAUCCGAAAAACACGGCCAUGUUCCUAGUUUACUCAUUGAACUCCACCGCUUAAUUAGCAUGUAAUCAUAAUUAAAACCGGUAAAGGUACAUAGUACAUAGAAGAAAACAUUGAUUGUGCCGAUUUUGUUAACUAAGGCUUUCCAAGAAACAAUGGUGGUAAUAAAAAUAAUCGAUCUGACGGGCAAUCAUGACGAAGAAUGAGAAAGUAAAUUAUAAUUCCGGACGACA
Messenger RNA from Toxorhynchites rutilus septentrionalis, 1247 nucleotides. RefSeq lists its product as uncharacterized. NCBI's taxonomy places the organism in Eukaryota, Metazoa, Arthropoda, Insecta, Diptera, Culicidae. The record is from RefSeq and is a predicted model, not a curated record. The coding region runs from base 119 to 580 and encodes 153 amino acids. The transcript is spliced from 2 exons.